This is a messenger RNA of Suillus subaureus, 258 nucleotides long. RefSeq lists its product as uncharacterized. The coding region runs from base 1 to 258 and encodes 85 amino acids. The transcript has 2 exons. Lineage: Eukaryota; Fungi; Basidiomycota; Agaricomycetes; Boletales; Suillaceae. The record is from RefSeq and is a predicted model, not a curated record.
AUGUCUGUCAAAGCCACGGAGACCGAGAUUGGCAUUUUCAACAACACCAAAUACACAAUCUCUGCCCGCAUCACCGCCGACAACGGUGACACGGGGGGUCUUGGAUUCUACGAUAUCGAGGCAGGGAAGUACGAAUUGUGGAAGCGAAGCCACUGGCAAGUGGCCUUCGUGUUGAGGAGGUCGUCGGAACCAUCUGAUAACAAGGCGGAGACUUUGGUUGUGAAGCCUACAGGAGUUUACUACAUCAACGAUGAUUAG